AUGGCAUCAUCAUCUUUGCAACAAGAAAAAGGUAUUGAUGGUGAUGAUACUAAAAAUAUUGUGUUGAAAAAAGGAAAAUGGCAACCAGAAGAAGAUGCAUUAUUAAGAGAAUAUGUGAGAAAAUGUGGAGCUAAAAAGUGGGAUAAAAAAUAUCAAUUUAGUGAAGAAGAAGGGAGAAAACUUAUUCAUCUCUAUAAUCAGUUAGGACCUAAAUGGUCUCAAAUGGUUUCACAGUUUCUUGGAAGAACCAAUAACGAGUUAAAGAAUUUUAUUAAUUCAAGAAAAAGAAGUUUAAAAAAUUCUAGAAAUUUCCUCGUUCCAGAAAGCAUAAACCAUGUUGAUGAGUUGAAUGAGAAUGUUGGAGAAAUAAUUAUUAAAAGGGGUUCUAUUAACCAAAAUAAUAAUGCCUCCGAAGAAAAAGAAAUGACCCUACUAAGAGUGGAAUUUAAUGAUCAAGACAUUCUUUUUGAUAACUAUCUUGAUCAAAUUUUUAAUGAUUCAAAUAUCAAGUUUGAAUCACUUUCAAAGUUGUUUGAUGAUUCAAAUAUCAAGUUUGAACCACUCCGAGAAUGUUCAUACUUUCAAGAUAUGGAUGAUAUAGUUCCAAAAAUUUCAUCAUGUAAUAUGUUUUUUGAUCAAGAUCUUCCUAUGCUUCCAAUAUGUUCAUACAAUCUUGAUGAUCAAGACAUUCUGCAUCGUAACUAA
Messenger RNA from Vicia faba (fava bean), 705 nucleotides. Lineage: Eukaryota; Viridiplantae; Streptophyta; Magnoliopsida; Fabales; Fabaceae. The record is from the annotation of a GenBank genome assembly.